Messenger RNA from Sceloporus undulatus (fence lizard), 5065 nucleotides. RefSeq names its product solute carrier family 12 member 9 (gene SLC12A9). The record is from RefSeq and is a predicted model, not a curated record. Gene Ontology annotation, molecular function: potassium:chloride symporter activity. NCBI's taxonomy places the organism in Eukaryota, Metazoa, Chordata, Lepidosauria, Squamata, Phrynosomatidae. The transcript has 13 exons. Gene Ontology annotation, cellular component: membrane. Bases 823 to 3594 code for a protein of 923 amino acids. Gene Ontology annotation, biological process: chloride transmembrane transport; potassium ion homeostasis; potassium ion import across plasma membrane.
AACAUGUUAAAAUACAAAAUACAUUUUAAACAUAAUAAUAAUAAUAAUAAUAAUGUAUUUAUAUUCCCCGCCUCCCUGUGGAUCGAGGCAGGAUUACAACCGAUAAAAUCAAACAACACAUUUACACAAACCAACAGUUAAAAUACAAUACUUUAAAACCACACAAAAACACUCAUAUAAAUAUGGUACAUUUUUUAAAAUACAGUCUACAUGUUUUUAAAAAAUCACGAUUUAAAAGAAUAAACCUUUAAGUGCCGUGACUGAAUGCAAUGGAAUUGUGGGGCUUGUAGUUUUGUGAGACUUUUAGCCUUCUCUGCCAGAGAGGCCUGGUGCCACAAGGAACUAUAAAUGCCAGACUUCCAUAGGAUGGAGCCAUGACCUCAGGCUUCUUUUCCCAAGCCAAACCAGCUUCCAAGCCUUGGUCAUCCUUCUCUAGACAUAGAAACAUAGAAUCAUAGAGCUGGAAGAGACUGCAAGGGCCAUCCAGUCCAACCCCAUUCUGCCAUGUAGGAAAUCUAAAUCAAACCAUCCCCGACAGAACUGGACACAAGAUUCCCACAGAUGAAGUCUGACCAAAGCAGAAUAGAGUGGCUCUACUGCUUCCCACAAUCUGGACACUAUACUGCUGUUGAUUCAGCCUGGAAUUGUGUUGGCCUCUUUUGAUGCUGCAUCACACUCUCAACUCAUAUUUUGCUUGUGCAGAUCCUUUUUGCUGCCUUUCUCACCCCAUGGGGUUUUUUUUGGUUAAACUUUGGUAUUUUCUCUCCUCCUAGAUAAGCAGGGGGAUCCCUCUCUGCGCCCCCCGGUCUCCUUGACUGGGCCAUGUCUACAGAGAGCUCUCCUCUGCUCAGUUACCGUCUCUUCCGGGUGUCAGGGGAAGGAGAGAUGCCGGGGGUCACACAAGAAGAGGCCCCGCUGGUGGUGGGGGUGGUGGGCUCCGGCGGCGCUCACCCCGACCCGGCCCGCCAGCUCUCCACCUUCUUCGGUGUCAUCGUGCCCACCGUCCUCUCCAUGUUCAGCAUUGUGGUCUUCAUGCGCAUUGGGUUUGUGGUGGGCCAUGCAGGCUUCCUCCAGUCUCUCCUGAUGCUGGUGGUGGCCUACUUCAUCAUCUCCUUGACCGUCCUGUCGGUCUCUGCCAUCUCCACCAAUGGGGCUGUCCAAGCCGGAGGGGCCUACUUCAUGAUCAGCCGGACUCUGGGCCCCGAAUUUGGGGGCAGCAUUGGUCUCAUGUUCUACCUGGCCAACGUCUGCGGCUGUGGGGUUUAUGUCCUUGGGCUGGUGGAGGCCAUUCUGGAUGACUUUGGCGCAGAUGGAUCGGUGCCUCCCGGGGCCAAGGCCUUACCGCAGGGCUACCUCUACAGCUUCCUCUAUGGCUCUCUGGUGCUCUUCCUCUGCCUGCUGGUCUGCCUGGUGGGCUCCCACAUCUACUCCCGGGCGGCCUUCUUCAUCUUCCUGGUGGUCAACAUCAUCUUGGUCACCAUCUUUGCCAGCUUCUUCGCCGUCUCCCCCCGGGAAAUCACGAUCACCCACGACGGCAACCAGAGCCUCAACGCCUCCUUCACCGGCUUCAACAUCUCCACUCUCAAGGACAACAUGUACGCCAAGUACUCCCAAGAUUAUACCACAAACAACAUGAUGUCCUUUGCCACAGUCUUUGCCGUCAUGUUCAAUGGUUGCACAGGCAUCAUGGCCGGCUCCAAUAUGUCAGGGGAACUGAAAAACGCCAGCAGCUCCAUCCCAAAGGGGACUAUUGUGGCUGUUGUGUACACCUUCGUCAUCUAUUUCUUCCUCUUCUUCAUGACCAGCUUUACCUGUGAGAGGGCGCUGCUGAUAGGGGACUAUGGGUUCUUCCGGGCCAUCAACAUCUGGCCUCCCUUUGUCCUGAUCGGCAUCUACUCCGCAUCUCUCUCAGCCUCCAUGAGCAACCUUAUCGGUGCCUCGCGGAUCCUCCAUGCCUUGGCCAAGGAUGACCUGUUUGGGAUUGUCCUGGCGCCUGCAAAGGUGGUCUCCAAAGGGGGCAACCCUUGGGUCGCUGUCCUCUACACCUGGGGCCUUGUGCAGCUGGUGCUCCUCGUGGGAAAGCUCAACACCAUCGCCAGCAUCGUUACCGUCUUCUACCUCGUGGCCUACGCGGCCGUGGACCUGGCAUGCCUGGCGCUCGAGUGGGCCUCUGCUCCCAACUUCCGGCCCACCUUCCAGCUCUUCUCGUGGCACACGUGUUUCCUGGGCAUCGUCUCCUGCCUGGUGAUGAUGUUCCUCAUCAGCCCAGCCGGGGCCUCUGGCAGCCUGGGACUCAUGCUGUUGCUGCUGGGCUUCAUCCACCUCCGCUCCACCGCAUCCUCCUGGGGCUACAUCAGCCAAGCCCUCAUCUUCCACCAGGUGCGGAAGUACUUGCUUCUCCUGGACAUCCGGAAGGACCAUGUCAAAUUCUGGCGGCCGCAGAUCCUGCUGAUGGUAGCCAACCCCCGGGGUGGCUCCCAGCUCAUGAAGUUCAUCAACCACCUCAAGAAGGGAGGCCUUUUUGUCCUGGGACACGUGGAGAUCGGGGACCUCGACACCAUGCCAUCUGACCCCAUCCAGGCCCACUACAACUUCUGGCUGAGCCUGGUAGACAAGCUGAACAUCAAGGCAUUUGUAGACUUGACCCUGUCCCCCUCGGUCCGGCAAGGGACGCAGCACCUCCUGCGGAUCACCGGCUUAGGUGGGAUGAAGCCAAACACGCUGGUCCUCGGCUUCUAUGACGACUGCGUCCCGGAAGACUACUUCCUCCAAGACCCGGCCUUCAGCCAGGCGCGGGAGAAUGACGAGUUCGGGGUAGACCUGGCAGCUCUGCAGGCCCACUUCCCACCUGUGAGGCCGGCUGAGAGCCCCAGGGCCCUGAGUCCAGCCGAAUACGUGGCCAUCAUCUCAGAUGCGGUGAAGAUGCACAAGAACGUGUGCCUGGCUCGCUACUUCCACCUCCUGGAGAAGGACCAGCCUUCCUCCUCUUCCUCCUCCUCUUCCUCCUCCAAGCGGCGUUUUGAAGGCCGCUACAUUGACGUCUGGCCCCUCAACCUCCUGCGGCCACACACCCCGACCUACGUGGACAUCUGCAGCCUCUUCCUCCUCCAGAUGGCCUGCAUCCUCACCAUGGUCACUUCCUGGAAAUCCGCCCGGCUUCGCAUCUUCCUCUGCGUCGAGUCCGGAGACCUGGGCUGGGUCAGCAAGGAAGAGAAGCUGCGGGAGCUCCUGACCAAGCUGCGGAUCAAGGCCACCAUCAAGAUCGUCACCUGGGACCAAGUGGUGGCCCUCAACGGACUCCAGCACCCCGAGGCGGAAACGCCGUCCCCCCCGGGACGCCCAGCGCCACGUGACGGGGAAACGUUUCUCAACGCCGCCACCUUCCGGGUGACAGAUGAGUACCUGGCCUCCGUCAACAGCCUGCUGCGGAAACAGGGGGGCCAGACAGCCGUGCGCUUCCUCUACCUCCCCCGGCCGCCCGCCGACACCUCGCAAUAUGAGCGCUACCUGGAGCAGCUAGGGGUCCUCACCACCGACCUGGGCCCCACCUUGCUCAUCCACGGACUGACCCCCGUCACCUGCACAGAGCUCUGAGGGGGGAGAGAACGCCUGGGACCCCAACGCCCAGGGUUCCCUCGGGACAGCGUGGCUGGGGGAUUCUGGGAGUCGGACUCCGUAAAAGGGGAGCGCCGCAUCCUUGGGGAUUCUCGCAGGGAGAGAUUUCCUGUCUGCGGUGGACCUUUUUGCGAUAGAAACAAAAGCUCUGCCACAUUUGAGGAAGGAGUUGAAAGAAAGAAAGGGUGCCUUGUCUUUUGAACAAAUGUCGCGGACUUCUUAACUCAAAAGAACUCAGUUUUGGGGUCUUUUGCAUCAGUGACUUUGGGAAAGUGGGGCUUUUGUCGGUUGCCAAGCACUUCGCAAAUCUCAACGAGGUUUAGAAAAUUCCAAUCGGACGGAAGAAGAGGGAGAUGGAGUCUUUUAGGAUGGGUCUCUUUUGUCCCUACAGUUUGGGACACAUGCCUUCCAUGCCCUCGCGUUGCACUCUCCCCAUCUAGCACUUGAACGGCCUCUUUUCCUGAGGAAUUUGCCUGUUUCUGGAGGCGUUUUUUGGCUUAAAAUGGGGCAAUUCUCACACCUUUCUACUUUUAAGGGGAAGAAAAGGAAAUAACUAACUGCUAACUAACUCAUGCUGCCUUGGUUCAAAGGCCCCUUUCCUUGAACCUUCUCAGCUGUCUUCAAAGGCUGGAAGUUUGAAAAAGUUCCUUUUGGAGUGUGUGAAAAGCUUGAGGAAGUUCCUUUUUGGGGGGCCUACAAUGGCCAGAUCUGCUGGCUCUGGGGUAUUCAGGCCAUUGUAGGUCCCCCAAAAAGGAACUUCCUCAAGCUCUGAAAAUGUGUGAACAACUCCCAGAUUUCCCCCAAUGGCAAAGCAUAACCACUGCUCAGGCCGGGUAGUGGAUUCUGGGUGCUGCAGUCCAUAGUUUCCUAACCUUGGGGACUCUCCCAAGGAUGAAUUUCCUAUCUGUGGCACACCUUUUCUGACCAAAAGAUGUGGAAUUUCCCCACGGAUGAAUGGACUUUGGGAAAUCCUGUUUCCUUGCCUGUUUUUGGCAUCGUUCCUGUGGAUCAUGAGUGUGUCAGGAGGGGGGAGAGAGGCCUCCGUUUAGAUUUCCCCCUGGCUGCGAAAUUAUAUCCAUCGUCUUCCCUUUUAACCCAGCUAACUGUAGACAGCGAGCCAUUAUGGAAAGGGCUGUGUGUCCCUAAAAGGGGUACAGCGUCAUGCCCCCAAAUAACUUCACAGGUGCUUUGUACUAAUCAUUAACACGCCGGUUUAACUAUUUUGUUUAUUUUUGGUGGGCGGUGAUGGUGUUCUGAUGCCUCCAAUGAUGGAUAACCAUAGAGAGGAAGAGCGCUUGCUGGAGCGGAUGGGUUGUGUGUAUGCGAGCGCGUGUGUGUCACUGCGGUGGAGUGAAUGGCGUGAUUUAGGCAUUAACACUCAACUUGCGGGGAGGAGGAUAGUUUCUACUUUUCAAUGGAAGUGGGCAAUAAAAGCGAAACUUAACAAGGA